GUUGGUUUGUCAGUUCCGUGUGUAUAUGCCCACUGUGCGGAUAUUACCGAGACUUGGAAAAAUACAUACCUCAAUAAAAAACGCUCUUAAAAAAUAAUAAUAACAAUAUUAAUUACAAGUAAUAAAAAAGAUUAUAAACUUUGUAAAAAAACAAAAAAAGAAACAAGUGUUUAUAUAAAAAAAUGAAAUAUGUAAAAUAAUUAUAAAUAUUUUAAAUAAUGUAAAAGCAAGUUUGAAUAGUGUAGUUUUUCAUAGUUUGUGAGUGAAUGUGAUUAAUUUUUUUAUUUUAUUUUUUUUAUAAAAUAAUAAUUAAUACUUAUACUCAUUAAGUUGGAUUAACAUUGGGAUUUGCGCGCGAACCAGCUGAGAAAAUGCGAGUACUCAUUCCAAUCACAGUUUUGGUGUGCCUAGCCAUUGGCACUUAUGAGUCAGCAAUAAAUGAUGAUUAUCCAAGAGAGGCAUACUUUAAUGGUACAGCAUCACUUAAAUUAAAUUCAACGGUAUCAGUACAUCGUCACAGUGGAUUGAGUUUUCGUACAUGCAUCGGUGGAAAUUUAUUUUCUCAGCAUUAUAAUAAUGACACAAUUAGUCUUGAUGUCACAAAUGAAGGAUUAUUAUUUAUAGCUAUUGUUGAUAAACAUAAAUAUGAAGCUAAAUUAAGUGCAAGAUUAUUGAAUAAUGUAUGGCACAAUGUUAAUUUAGUUUAUAAACUUGGUAAUCUUAAUUUAACUGCUGCAGGAAAUAAUCAGAUUGUUGCUAAUGCUACAUACAAUUCAGCAAUUCUUCAACUACCAGAUUACAAUGUUAAUGGUAGUUUAAUUGUUGGAAAAGGUUUUAAGGGAUGUAUUCUUCGAGGACCUGGUAUAUUAUUCAAUGAUUCAGAAAAUAAUGGAGCACUUAUUGGCACAUGUCCACCAGAAUUACGAGGCUGUGGACAAAUAAACAACAAUGAUUUCGGUGAAAUGAUUGAUUCAUGCAACAAUGAGCCAUGUGUUAGAAGAGGAAAAUGUGUACCACAACCAGACGGUUACAAGUGUCAAUGUGAUACCGGAUAUUCUGGAAAAAACUGCGAGAUUGGCAAUGGUUCAAGAUGUAGCAGUAAUCCAUGUAAAAAUUCAGCAACAUGUCACGAAGACAAAGAUGGAAAUUACAAAUGUACCUGUUUGUUUGGCUACACUGGUAGUGAAUGUGAAAUACCAAUUGGUAAUCAUCACAAUCAGUGCAAUGAUUAUCCAUGUAGAAAUAAUGGUAUAUGUCAGCCAAUUGGUGACAAUGAUUUUAAAUGUAAUUGUCAACCAGGAUGGACUGGUAAAAUAUGUGAAAUUGAUUUUAACGAUUGUGCAUCUCAUCCUUGUAAAAAUAAUGGUAUUUGUGUUGAUGAAUUUAAUAAUUACACAUGUCGUUGUCAAAGUACUGGAUAUACAGGAAGAAAUUGUGAAAUAAAUAUUGAUGAAUGUUCAAGUAAUCAUCCAUGUUUAAAUAACGGUGAAUGUUUUGAUAAUUACGGUGGUUAUAUUUGUCGUUGUCCAAAUGGAUAUGACGGUACAAAUUGUGAACAAGAUUUAAAAGAAUGUCAAUCAAAUCCAUGUCAAAAUGGUGGUCUAUGUGUUGAUGAAGUUGGAACUUAUCAUUGUAAAUGUCCAAAUGAAUAUACUGGUAAACAUUGUGAAAUACGUCUUUGUGAUAAUUCAUUGUGUCCAGAUAAUAGUAUUUGUUUACCAGAUGAAAUUGGUGGAUUACAGUGUCUUUGUGCAAAUGGCUAUGUUGGUAUACCACCCAACUGUACUGUUAAUUAUUGCAAAAGUAAUCCUUGUAUUAAUGGUGGUGUAUGCAUCAAUGAAAAAGACAACUACAAAUGUACAUGUCCAAGUGGAUGGAAAGGAUCAAAUUGUCAUAUUCCAAUAUCAAAAUGGUGUGCAGUUUGUCACAAUAGUGGUACUUGUGUUGAAACAGAAUAUGGAGGUGCUAAAUGUCAAUGUACAAGAUUUUGGACUGGACCACAAUGCAAAGAACCACUAACUUGUCGUGAUAAUCCAUGCAGAAAUGCUAAUUCUUGUCAUGACUAUCAAGGAGGAUAUUAUUGCAAUUGUGAACCUGGCUGGACUGGUCCAAAAUGUGAUUCAAAUAUUUCCGAGUGUUUGAGUGAUCCAUGUCGUAAUGGAGGAACUUGUAAUGAUCAAACAAAUUCAUACUACUGUGACUGUAUACCAGGCUGGACUGGUAACAAUUGUCAAAUAAACACAAAUGAAUGUCUAUCAGAACCAUGUUUAAAUGGUGGAAGUUGUAUUGAUGGUGUUAAUGGAUACACAUGUAAUUGUACAAAUGAUUUUAUUGGUGAAAAUUGUGAACGUGAAUAUAAUCCAUGUGAUAAAAAACCAUGUAAAAAUAAUGGUACAUGUAGUACAAAAUUAUUAUCAUUAACAACAAAACGUGAUUAUGAGUGUACAUGUCAAAAUGGAUUUACUGGUAAAUCAUGUGAAAUAAAUAUUGACGAGUGUGUAAAUGUACAAUGUGAUAAAGAUCGUAUUUGUGUUGAUGGAAUUGGUAAAUACGAAUGUAAAUGUAAAGAAGGUUACAGAGAGCCAAAUUGUACAUUAAUAAUUGAUCAUUGUGCUAAAAAUCCAUGCAACAAUAACACUUGUAUUGAUCUUGGUGAAAUGGGUUACAAGUGUAAUUGUAAUCCUGGUUUAACUGGUGAUAAUUGUGAAACAGAUAUUGAUGAAUGUGCAUUAUAUGGUAAUGCAUCAUGUAAUGGUGGAAUAUGCCAAAAUACAAAUGGAAGUUAUGAUUGUUUUUGUCGUCCUGGUUUUUCUGGUAUACAUUGUGAUAUGGAUAUAAAUGAAUGUCUAUGUAAUCCAUGUCAAAAUAAUGGUACAUGUAUUGAUGAAAUAAAUAAAUUUAGAUGUAUAUGCCCAAAGGGAUAUGAGGGUUCAUCAUGUCAAAUAAAUAUAAAUGAAUGUAAAGAUAAUCCAUGUCAAAAUAAUGGUGAAUGCAUUGAUGGUAUUGCAAAAUAUACAUGUUCAUGUGCAAUUGGUUUUACUGGUAAAAAUUGUGAAACAAAUAUUAAUGAUUGUCAUCCACAAUCAUGUUUACAUCAUGGUAAAUGUAUUGAUGGUAUUAAUAAUUAUACAUGUGAUUGUAUUGAUACUGGUUUUACUGGUUACAAUUGUGAAAUAAAUAUUGAUGAUUGUUAUUCUGGACCAUGUGUUAAUGGUGGUACAUGUAUUGAUGAUAUUAAAGCAUAUCGUUGUCGUUGUUAUCCUGGUUAUACUGGUAAACGUUGUGAAAUUGAUAUUAAUGAAUGUGAAAGUUCACCAUGUAAAUAUGGUGGUGAAUGUCUUGAAAGAUCAACACAAGCACAAUAUAAAUCAACAAAAUUAAAUAUACCAGAAAUAUUUACACAUGAAUUUAGUUAUUUAAAUGCAAGUGGAUAUGAGUGCAUGUGUGCACAAGGUACAAUUGGUAAAAAUUGUGAAAUAAAUAUUGAUGAAUGUUCAAGUAAUCCAUGCUAUGAGGGAACAUGUAAAGAUAAAAUUGGUAAAUAUGAAUGUGAAUGUAAUAAAGGUUUUGAGGGUAUUAAUUGUCAACAUGAUAUUGAUGAAUGUUUACGUUAUAAACCAUGUGAACAUGGUACAUGUAUGGAUGGUAGAGCUGAUUAUUAUUGUAGCUGUGAACAAAAUUGGGGUGGUAAAAAUUGUUCAGUUGAAUUAAUUGGUUGUCGUAAUAAUUUAUGUCAAAAUAAUGGUACAUGUAAACCAUAUUUAAUUAAUGAAAAUGAGCAUAAAUUUAAUUGUACUUGUCCAGAUGGUUAUCAUGGUGAUACAUGUAAUUUUAUAACAACAAUGUCAUUGAGUGAAAGUUCACGUGUUAUGGUUAAUACAACACGUGAAGAAGGAUAUGAUAUACAAUUUCGUUUUCGUACAACAUUACCAAAUGGUUUACUUGCAAUGGGUAAAGGUACAACAUUUUAUAUACUUGAAUUAGCUAAUGGUAAAUUAAAUUUACACUCAAGUAUAUUAAAUAAAUGGGAUGGUGUUUAUAUUGGUAGCGGAUUAAAUAAUUCAAAAUGGCAAAAAGUAUUUGUUGCAAUUAAUUCAACACAUUUAGUGUUGUCAGCAAAUGAAGAACAAACAAUAUAUCCAGUUAAUCAAAAUGAAGGACCAACAGCAUCAGCAAUAACAUUUCCAACAACAUAUGUUGGUGCAACAAUAAGUUAUCUUGGUAAUCUUGCACAUGGUCCAUCAUAUUUUGUUGGUUGUACUGAGGAUAUUGUUAUAAAUGGUGAAUGGAUAUAUCCAGAAAUGAAAUCAAACAAUGUUGAAAUGAAAUAUGUUGAUCAAUCAUGUCCACGUGAAGAACAAUGUUUACCAAAUCCAUGUAAAGCUGGUGGACAUUGUACUGAUAUGUGGCGUGAUUUUUCAUGUAAAUGUGAACGUCCAUAUUUAGGACAUACAUGCCAAUAUAAUAUGACUGCAGCAACAUUUAGUCAUGAAAAUAUUAAAAAUGGUUUUGUAACUGUUAAACUAUCAGAUUUUGCAAGACGUACUGUACGUUCAAUUGUUGAUAUAUCAAUGUUUAUUAAAACACGUGAAAAACAAGGUGAUGUUUUUUAUCUUGGUUCUGAUUUAAAUAAAAAUAAUAUUGAUUUUAAUUCAUCGAAAAAUUAUUUUAUAUCAGCUGAAUUAAAAGGUGGUGAAUUACAAAUUGAUAUGCAAUUUGAAGGUAGAGAAGAAAAAUAUGUUGUUAAUGGUGUUGCAUUAGAUGAUGGUAAUGAACAUUUAAUACAAGUUAUUAGAAAUAUAACACUUGUACAAGUUAAAAUAAAUAGAAAAGAGUUAUUUAGUAAAUUAUUUAGUAGUGCCAAUGGACAAUUAAAUGUAACACAUUUAUAUCUUGGUGGUAUACCACAUAAUUCACGUCAUAAUCGUCAAAUUGAUGAUAAUGAAUCAUCAACAACAUCAACAAUUAAUCAUGUUAAUUUUAAAGGUGUUAUACAAGAUGUACAAAUAUCAAAUGGUAGUGAAACAAUGGUUGUUGAAUUUUAUCCAUUAAAUGCAACUGAUAUACCACCACCAAUACAAUUUGGUACAGUUAUAUUUGAUAAAAAUAAAGUAUUACCUGGUAUUGUAUCAGAUAAUGUAUGUCAAAGUAAUCCAUGCAAUCACAAUGGUACAUGUCAUGUUACAUGGAAUGAUUUUUGGUGUCAAUGUCCAAAAGGUUACACUGGUAAAACAUGUGAAGAAAUGCAAUUUUGUCAAUUACAAGAAUGUCCAAUAAAUUCAACAUGUCAAAAUUUAGAUGGUGGAUAUGAAUGCACAGCACAUGCAACAUUUGAUGGUAUACAAACAUUAUAUUCAUACAAUUAUAUUGAUGAAAAUAAUAAUCAUGAUGAUGAUGAUCACAAUGAAGAUGAUGUUGAUGAUGACAAUGAAAAUUAUGAUUCAAUUAAAAAAUCAAAAAUUAAUGAAAUAACAAUUGUUUAUAGAUCAAAUAAUGGUGGUACAAUAAUGCAUAUUGAUUCAUUAAUUAAUGAUUAUUAUCAAUAUUUUAAUUUAUCUGUUUAUAAAGAUACAAUAACAAUUGAAUGGAAACUUGAUGAUGUUGAUGAUAAUAAUAAUGAUAAAUUAAUAUUUGGUAAAAAAGAAGCUGAUGGUAAUUGGGCAACAAUAUUAUUAAAAAUGAAUGAUGAUACAUUAACAUGUGGUUUUUUAAAUACAAUUAAUGAUUCACCAAUAACAAGUAAUAAAUUUAGUUUAACAUUGUGGAAAAAAUUAAUUAAAAAUGGACAAAUAACAAUUGGUGGUUUACCAUUUGAUAUUGAUAGCAAUGAUAAUAAUAUGGAGGUAUCAUAUCAAUCAUCAAUUGAUGCUAAUAAUGUUGAUUUAUCUGAUGUUAAUAUAACAACAAUAUCAUCAUCAACAACAACAACAACAAAAACAACAAAUAAUAAUGCAUAUAAAGGUUGUCUUGGUGAAGUUAGAAUUGGCAAUAUGUUAUUACAUUAUUUUCCAUUUGAUAAAGUAUAUAAAAAUGUAACAUAUAAACCAAAAGAAUAUUUUACAUUGAUUGUUGAAAAUUCAACAAAUAAACAAAGUAUUGGUUGUCGUUUAUGUUUUGAAAAUGAAUGUCAACAUGGACAUUGUUUAAAUGAUACUGAUAGUUAUAUAUGUAAAUGUCCACCAGGUUAUACUAGAGAUAAUUGUUCAGAAAAUAUUAAUGAAUGUUUAAAUAAUAAUUGUCAAAAUAAUUCAACAUGUAUUGAUGGUAUUGCAAAUUAUACAUGUCAAUGUAAAACUGGAUGGCAAGGUUGGCUAUGUGAUACUGAUGUUAAUGAAUGUAUUAGACAAAAAGAUAAUCCAUGUUAUAAUGAAGGUGUAUGUGUUAAUUUAAAUGGUUCAUUUAGAUGUGAAUGUCCAGAUGAAUUUACUGGUGAUUUAUGUAAAGAUCCAAAAUUAAUAACAUGUGAUAAUCAUCGUUGUAAAAGUGGAUCAACAUGUAUGAAUAUUGUUAAUCCAAAAAAUGGUGAUAAUUUUACAUGUACAUGUAUGCCUGGUUAUGAAGAUGUAUAUUGUGAUGUACCAUAUUGUCGUGUACGUAGCUGUAAAAAUAAUGGUACAUGUGAUAUAUCAUAUCAACGACCACAGUGUAAUUGUCCAAUUGGUUUUAAGGGUGAUUAUUGUGAAAUUAAUAUUGAUGAUUGUCAAAUUGAUAAUCCCCAAGCUGAUCCUAAAUGUAAAAAUAAAGGUAUUUGCAUUGAUGGUGUCAAUAGUUACACAUGUAAUUGUCAUAAUACUGGAUAUGUAGGACCUGAUUGCAGUGAUGACAUUAAUGAAUGUGAAGAAGGUGGAGAACAAAUUUGUGGAAAUGGAAUUUGUAUUAAUUUACCUGGUACAUUCAAGUGUAAUUGUGAUGAUGGAUAUUGUGGUGCCAAUUGUCAACUUGUUGAUCCAUGUCGUGAGGAUUCAUGUGCAAAUGGAGGCACUUGUACCUGCGAUCAAUCUGGUGGUUACAUUUGUCACUGUCAUCCAGAUUACACAGGACACAAUUGUACAGAGUCGAAACAUUUUCUGGGAAGUCAAGCAAUGAGCUAUGCAAUAUUUGCAAUUCCAAUUGGAUUAAUAUUCAUAUUAAUUAUUGUGUCUGUACCAUUCCUCGUGAUGACUACAAGAAAUAAACGAGCAACAAGAGGUACAUACAGUCCAAGUGCACAAGAAUUCAGUAAUCCAAGAGUGGAAAUGGACAGUGUCAUGAAACCACCACCAGAAGAAAGAUUGAUAUAAUUCAAAAGGCUAAUAUAUUUUUCUUUUUCAAUUCUUUUGAUAUAUUAUAUACAUAUAUAUUGAUCCUAGUCCAUCGAUUGAGUGUCUCUCUAUCUCUAUAUCUCUGUCGAUCAACAUCUAGAUCCAACAAAAAUUUUCGUACAUAACACAAAUUAAUUUCUGUUCCAUGUUUGAAAAGCCUCGA
This is a messenger RNA of Aphidius gifuensis, 7464 nucleotides long. It is a transcript of the gene crb, whose product is annotated as protein crumbs. The transcript is spliced from 11 exons. NCBI's taxonomy places the organism in Eukaryota, Metazoa, Arthropoda, Insecta, Hymenoptera, Braconidae. Gene Ontology annotation, molecular function: calcium ion binding. Gene Ontology annotation, cellular component: plasma membrane; protein-containing complex. The coding region runs from base 372 to 7280 and encodes 2302 amino acids. Gene Ontology annotation, biological process: establishment or maintenance of epithelial cell apical/basal polarity; heterophilic cell-cell adhesion. The record is from RefSeq and is a predicted model, not a curated record.